Messenger RNA from Lathyrus oleraceus (garden pea), 4651 nucleotides. RefSeq names its product protein RNA-directed DNA methylation 3. Gene Ontology annotation, biological process: regulation of DNA-templated transcription elongation; regulation of transcription by RNA polymerase II; transcription elongation by RNA polymerase II. The coding region runs from base 148 to 4329 and encodes 1393 amino acids. The record is from RefSeq and is a predicted model, not a curated record. Gene Ontology annotation, molecular function: mRNA binding. Gene Ontology annotation, cellular component: DSIF complex. NCBI's taxonomy places the organism in Eukaryota, Viridiplantae, Streptophyta, Magnoliopsida, Fabales, Fabaceae. The transcript is spliced from 18 exons.
AAACUAAAAUUCAUUUCCAUUUUCUUUCGAUACACAACAAAUGCAUUUCUAAGUUAUCGCUCUUCACACUUUCCACACUCACUCCCUCCCUCCUCAUUUCUCCCUCUUUCUCUGCAUGCAAUUCCCGUUCGUCUCAAUUCGCCGGAAAUGACGAACAAGGGCAAAGCAAACGGAAAGGGUAAAGCUCCCGCCGGGAAAGAUUCCGACGGAAAACGCAAGCGCGGUUACGACGAUGACAAGACAGGCGGCCUCAAGAGGAAGAAUCGAGGAGUCGUUCAGUUCUUCGAUGAAGAAGCAGCUGACAUCGACGAUAGCGAAGAGAGUGACUACAGUGAUUUGAGCGAUGAUUCUUAUGAAGAUGAAUUUGAGACUUUGUCAACAAGGAAUGUGUCAGAUAAGGGUCAGAGUAGCUUCCCAUUUUCCCCUAAACAGGAGCUUGUAGAUGAAGUAGAAUAUGAUAGAAUGGUGGAAGAACGAGUUGGUUCUAGGUUUUACACUUUUGCUGGUGAUGAUGAGUUUGAGGAUAAACCAAUGGAUCAGAGUUCUUUACAUCAUGCUCUUAAGGAAUCAGUUCCAACCAUAUGGAAAGUUAAAUGCACUGUUGGACGUGAGAGGCUUUCUGCUAUCUGUUUGAUGCAGAAGUUUGUUCACCUGAAAUCACUUGAUACUAAAUUGCAAAUAAUAUCUGCCUUUGCUGUAGAUCACAUGAAAGGAUAUGUUUACAUUGAAGCUGAAAGGCAAUGUGAUAUAAAUGAGGCAUGUAAAGGGAUAACUGGUAUCUAUGCUACUCGGGUGCAACCUGUUCCGAGAAAUGAAGUUUUUCAUCUGUUCUCUUUUAAAAUUAAAAAACCCGAAAUUUCUGAGGGCAUGUGGGGUCGCGUAAAAGCCGGUAAUUACAAGGGGGACUUAGCACAGGUUGUAGCAGUGAAUAAUACGCGCAAAAAAGUUACCGUGAAGCUGAUUCCAAGAGUAGACCUACAGGCUCUGGCUGCCAAAUUUGGUGGAGGAUGUCGCCAAAAAAACUCGGUACCAGCACCAAGAUUAAUCAGCUCCAGUGAACUUGAGGAGUUCCGACCUCUGAUCCAAAUUAGACGUGACCAGGACACAGGCAAGGUUUUUCAGGUUCUUGACGGCUUGCUCCUCAAAGAUGGAUAUGUAUAUAAGAAAGUACCUCCUGAUUCAUUAAGUUUUUGGGGUGUUGUUCCCACUGAGGAGGAGCAAUUAAAGUUCGGGUCUUCCGAAAACAAUGAAUCAAAUGAUAUGGAGUGGCUCUCUAAUAUUUAUGGUGACACAAAGAAAAAACGGGUAAUAACAGCUGACAAAGGCGAUGGCAAAGGAGAGGGCUCAUCAGGUUCAGGAAAAGAUUUUGAAUUAUUCGCUCUUGUGUGUUUUCGCAAAAAGGACUUUGGUGUGAUAAUAAGCACGGAUAAAGAUGGUACUUACAAGAUUCUACGAGAGGGUUCAGAAGGACCUGCUGCUGUAACUGUUGAACGAAACGAAAUAAAAAGUGCGCUGUGUGAUCUUAAACUUAGUGCCCAAGACCUGCACAAUAAGACUAUAAUUGUUAAUGAUAACAUUAAGGUUCUGGAGGGUCCAUCCCAGGGUAAACAAGGUGUAGUUAGGCAUAUCUAUCGAGGGAUUGUUUUUGUGUAUGAUGGAAAUGAGGAAGAAAAUGGUGGUUACUUCACAGCUAAAGCUAUUAUGUGUGAGAAAGUCAAGCUUGCUGUUGGUGAUUUCAGUGGAACGGGAAAGGAUGGUGAACCAGGCCCUUUAGUCUUUGAUGAUCAACCAUCAUCACCAAGGUCACCACUGUCACCGAAAAAGCCAUGGCAAACAAGAGAAAGUGAUCGCCAGUUUAACCGUGGGGACAGUGACAGCUUGUUUGCUAUUGGCCAGACCUUGAGAAUUAGGAUAGGUCCUUUGAAGGGCUACCUCUGCCGUGUCACUGGCAUACGCCGCUCUGAUGUUACUGUGAAACUAGAUUCUCAACAAAAGUUUCUUACAGUUAAAUCCGAGCACCUUUCUGUGGUUCAAGGGAAGAGUACUGCAGUGUCAACAAGUGAUGAUCCAGAUUCGAGUUCAUUGAAGCCAUUUGAUUUGCUGGGUGGCGCUGAAGGCGGUUCUGGAGGUUGGAUGAAUAGUAAUGCGGGAACGUCCACCGGAGGCGGUGGAUGGAAUGCGGGAGAAACCUCCACCGGAGGCGGUGGUUGGAAUGCUGGACAAACCUCCACUGGCGGCGGUGGUUGGAAUUCUGGACAAACCUCCACUGGAGGCGGUGGAUGGAAUGCUGGAGAAACGUCAGCUGAAAGGAGUGCAUGGUCUAACCCUUCAGCUCCAAGUUCUGUGCCAGGGUCUACCUCGGAUCCCCCCAGCUCUCACGGUAAUACAGAAGAUAACGGCUGGGGCACUAAAAAUACUUCAACUCCAAAGCCCUCGUGGGGUGCUGCAGAGAACACGCGAGUCACAUCUGAGCCUGAUCAGUCUGGUGGCUGGGGAAAAGGUGGAGGCAGUUCGGGUCAGGCAGAGCUUAACGACGAUCAGAAUACUGCCUGGGGCACUACAAGUACUUCAACUCCAAAGCCCUCAUGGGGUGCUGCAGUGAACACUGGAACCACAUCUGAACCAGAUCAAUCUGGUGGAUGGGGAAAAGGUGGAGGCAGCUCGGGUCAGGCAGAGCUUAAUGACAAUCAGAAUACUUCCUGGGGCACUAAAAGCACUUCAACUCCGAAGCCCUCAUGGGGCGCUCCAGUGAACACUGGAACCACAUCUGAGCCAGAUCAAUCUGGUGGAUGGGGUAAAGGUGGAGGUAGCUCGGGUCAGGCAGAGCUUAAUGACAAUCAGAAUACUUCCUGGGGCACUAAAAGCACUUCAACUCCGAAGCCCUCAUGGGACGCCGCAGUGAACACUGGAACCACAUCUGAGCCAGAUCAAUCUGGUGGAUGGGGAAAAGGUGGAGGCAGCUCGGGUCAGGCAGAGCUUAAUGACAAUCAGAAUACUUCUUGGGGAACUAAAAGUUCUUCAACUCCGAAGCCCUCAUGGGGUGCUGCAGUGAACACUGGAACCACAUCUGAGCCAGAUCAAUCUGGUGGAUGGGGAAAAAGUGGAGGCAGCUCGGGUCAGGCAGUUCUUAACGACAAUCAAAAUACUUCCUGGGGCACUAAAAGUACUUCAACUCCGAAGCCCUCAUGGGGUGCUGCAGUGAACACUGGAACCACAUCUGAGCCAGAUCAAUCUGGUGGAUGGGGAAAAGGUGGAGGCAACUCAGGUCAGGAAGAGCUUAAUGACAAUCAGAAUACUUCCUGGGGAACUAAAAGUACUUCCACUCCGAAGCCCUCAUGGGGUGCUGCAGUGAACACUGGAACCACAUCUGAGCCAGAUCAAUCUGGUGGAUGGGGCAAGAAAAGCGAAUGGAGCUCGGGAAACAGUGGAAGCCAAGCUUCAGAUGUGAACAAAAGUAAAUGGAAUUCUGGUAAUUCUGAUCCCCAAUCUCAAGAUUCAAAUUGGGGAAAGAAAAGCAACUGGAAUUCUAGUUCUGGUGGUGCAAGUGAAGGCACUAAUUGGAGUAGCAAUGAAGGUCAAAAUGAAACUUCUAAUGACGGAGGUGGGGGGAGGGGAGGUUACCGUGGUAGAGGUUCCUCUGAUAGAGGUGGCUUUAGAGGUAGAGGGUUUCGGGGUAGAGGAGAACGUGGGGGCUUUGGUGGUAGAGGUAGAUCAGAUAACGAAGGUUUUGGUGGUAGAGACAGAGGAUUCGGAGGAGGCAGAGGCCGUGGAAGGAAUGACCGACCUGGUGGUUGGAACAAUAGUCGCGAUUCUGGCGAGGAUGGAUCCUCUUGCUGGAAGAAUAAUAGUGGGUCUGGGGCUUGGAUCCAGAAUAGUGGUGACAAGAAGGAUGGAGGGUGCUGGAGCCAUGAAAAUGCAGCAGAUAAGGAGCGUUCAAGUAAUGCUGGAGGUGGGAGUAAUAAGCCGUGGCAGAGCUGGACUUCAGCAAGUGAUGGAGCUAGCGGUGGUUGGAACAGUGAUGGGCCAGGACAGGGGACAGAGGAUAAAGGCAGUGCUGGCUGGGCAAAGGGAACGGAUUCUGGAGGGGCAAAGGGAACAGAUUCCGGAGCUGGAUGGGCAAAGGGAACGGAUUCCGGAGCUGGAUGGGCAAAGGGAACGGAUUCUGGUGCUGGAUGGGCAAAGGGAACAGAUUCUGGUGCUGGCUGGGCAAAGGGAACCGAAUCUGCUCCAGAUAAGGGUCAAUCUUCUAGUUGGAAUGAAUCUGCAGCAAAUGGUGCUGCAGGUUCGUGGGACAAGAAAAAUGACAGUGGUAGCAAAGGUGGAUGGUAAUUACUUUCUAGAACAUGUUAAAUGAACCAAAGUAAAUCAAGCACAGUAGUUUCUUGCUGAUUUCAACCAUUUUUGUAAAUCCACACAAAUCUUUCUGCUGGAACUUGAUGUCCAUUAUGGUAACUUUAAAUUAUCGUAAACAGAUCUGAUGAAUGACUAACCCUUUCUGCUAUGUUUUGCAAUGAAUGUUCGAUAGAAUUUGGUGCAGUUGUGUUACUGCAUUUUUUGGGGGUUGGUGAAAUACUUUGUUCUCUUGUGUUUGUAUUUGACUUGCGUUGUGUUUUUUUCCUUCUGGUGAAAUGUAUAUUGUUGCGCUUAUUUA